AUUCCCACAUUAAAUUUCAAGUUUCAUUGCAAUAUUUGUUUCAAGUAUUCAAAGGAGCUUCACCCAAAAUAUUUGAAAAGAGGGACUAGAGAAGAAUGGCUCUUUUUAGUGUGGAACACUUGGCUUUCAUAUUUGGCCUUCUAGGCAACAUUGUAUCAUUCUUGGUAUUCUUGGCACCUAUGCCAACUUUCUACACAAUUUGGAAGAGGAAAUCAUCGGAAGGGUUUCAAGCAUUACCAUAUUCAGUUGCAUUUUUCAGUGCUUCCUUGUUGUUAUACUAUGCUUUCCUUAAAACCGGUGCGUACAUGAUCAUUACCAUAAACGGCAUUGGAUGUUUCAUCGAGACCGUUUACCUCUUGAUGUACAUCAUAUUCGCGCCCAAGAAGUCCAAGUUGUUCACGAUGGGUUUGAUUAUCCUAUUCAACGUUGGAGGCUUAGGGUUGGUCAUGGCAGUUUCUAUACUAGCUUUCCAUGGUGACAAAAGGGUUUCUUUGGUUGGAUGGAUAUGUUGCAUCUUUAACCUAGCUGUAUUUGUUGCCCCUUUUAGCAUCAUGAGACGUGUGAUCAAGACAAAAAGUGUAGAGUACAUGCCAUUCACUUUGUCAUUCUUCCUUACCCUUUGUGCUACAAUGUGGUUUUUCUAUGGAUUCUUCAUCAAGGACUAUUACAUUGCAUUUCCAAAUAUUUUGGGUUUUUUGUUCGGGAUUGCCCAAAUGAUCUUGUACUUCGUCUACAAAAAUGCCAAGAAGAAUGAUGGAAUGAAUCUCGAGCUCGAGCCCAGCAAGGAUAUUGAGAAGAAUUUGAGCCUUGAGGAAGCCAAAGAUGUUGAGGUUGUGUCUAAAUGAUUUGAAGAUGGAGGAGUAAACACAUUUCAAUAAUAGCAAUUUAUACUAAAUAGUUAGAAACAAUCCGGCAUGAUAUUGUUUCUACAUAUACUAAAUAAAUUCCUUUGUGAAUUUUCCUUUUUAGAAUUUUCUCUUAGCUACUUCAUACUUAGGAAAAUAUUUAUACUAUGUAAAUUUUGUUUACCUAUUAAUUGGAUAUUUCAUUAUAGAAA
This is a messenger RNA of Salvia miltiorrhiza (redroot sage), 1057 nucleotides long. Its product is annotated as bidirectional sugar transporter NEC1-like. The transcript has 6 exons. The coding region runs from base 96 to 845 and encodes 249 amino acids. Gene Ontology annotation, cellular component: membrane. Lineage: Eukaryota; Viridiplantae; Streptophyta; Magnoliopsida; Lamiales; Lamiaceae. Gene Ontology annotation, biological process: carbohydrate transport. The record is from RefSeq and is a predicted model, not a curated record. Gene Ontology annotation, molecular function: sugar transmembrane transporter activity.